AUGAAGCUCUCUAGCCUACUACAUGGCAUCUUACAGGUGCUUUGCCUGUCUCAGCCUGCUCUGGCCGGUUUUCCCACCAGCCCGGAAGGCGUUACGGUCCUAGAGUCUCGCUUUGGUGACAACGUGACCAUCUCCUACAAAGAGACUUAUAUUUGCGAGACCACGCCUGGAGUCAGAGCAUUCGCGGGCUACGUCCAUCUCCCUCCCGGCUCCCUGGACGACCUUGGCGAGGAACAAAGCUAUCCCAUAAACACCUUUUUCUGGUUCUUUGAAGCGAGGAAAAACGCCAGUACCGCCCCGCUGUCAAUAUGGAUGAACGGUGGCCCCGGAAGCUCAUCGAUGCUGGGAUUACUGGUCGAGAAUGGACCGUGCUAUGUCAACCCGGAUUCCAAUAGCACGAGGUUAAGCGAAUGGUCGUGGAAUAAUGAAGUCAAUAUGUUAUUCCUUGAUCAGCCUGUACAAGUUGGUUUCUCGUAUGACGUGCUCACCAACAUCACCACCAACCUCGUAUCAGGCGACAUCACACUCCUGAAUGAUACCGAUCCCCUCCCGGAUCAGAACGCCACGUUCCUUACGGGCACAUACCCAUCGCAGGACGGCAAUAGCACCGCCCUAGGUAGCCGAAACGCCGCAAUUGCACUCUGGCAUUUCGCACAGACCUGGUUCCAGGAGUUCCCUUUCUACCGUCCAACCGACCAGAAGAUCUCUUUGGCCACCGAGUCCUAUGGCGGCCGCUACGGUCCCGCCUUCUUCGCCUUCUUUGAGGAACAGAACCAAAAGAUCGCCAACGGCAGCUUCACCGACGACGACGGCGAGAUGUUCAUCCUCAAUCUCGACACCCUCCUGAUCAUCAACGGCUGCAUUGACCGACAGGUCAUGUACCCAUCCUACCCACACAUCGCCUACAACAACACGUACGGCAUCCAAACCGUCAACGAAACCAUCUACCAACAAAUGCUCGACGCCUACUACGGCCCCGGCGGCUGCCGCGACCAGAUCGACGCCUGCCGCGCCCAAGCCGCCCUCUCCGACCCGGACGACACAGGCUCCAACUCAACCCUCAACGCCCUCUGCGCCUCAGCCGAGAACUUCUGCUCCUCCCGCGUCCGCGGCCCCUACCUCGACGUCUCGGGCCGCAACUACUACGACUUCGCCACGCUGGACCCGGACCCGCUCCCCCCGCCCUUCUACGAAGGCUACCUCAACCAACCGCACGUGCAAGCCGCGCUCGGCACCCCACUGAACUGGACGCAAUCCUCCUCGCCCGUGGGCGCCGCCUUCCGCUCCAUUGGCGACUACGUCCGGCCCGGCUGGCUCGAGGACCUCGCCUACCUGUUGGACAACGGCAUCAAAGUCACGCUCAUGUACGGCGACCGCGACUACGCCUGCAACUGGAUCGGCGGGGAAGCCGUCUCGCUCGCCAUCCCGCACGCGUCCGCCGCCGAGUUCGCCUCGGCGGGCUACGCGCCUCUCAUGGCCAACGACUCGUAUGAGGGGGGGAUGGUGCGUCAGCACGGCAAUUUGAGUUUCGCGCGCGUUUACGAGGCGGGCCACGAGGUGCCGUUCUACCAGCCGGAGACGGCGUAUCGGGUCUUCACGAGGAGUCUGUUCAAUGUGGAUGUCGCCACGGGGGAGACGUCGACGGUGGAUGGGGAGUAUAGUAGUAUAGGGCCGGAGGAUUCGUGGGGCCAUAGGAAUGAGUCCCCGGAGCAGCCGUUGCAGUACUGUUAUGUCUUGGAUCCUGGGGCGACGUGUACGCCGGAGCAGGUUGAGGGGGUGGAGAACGGGACGGCGGUGGUGAGGAGUUGGAUCGUCGUGGAUGGCAAUAGUUCUGUGCUAUUUCCGGAUGUGGUGGGUGAUGGUGGUGCUGGUGGGAGUAGGCUGUUUUAA
Molecule: messenger RNA, 1890 nt
Organism: Cyphellophora europaea CBS 101466
Lineage: Eukaryota; Fungi; Ascomycota; Eurotiomycetes; Chaetothyriales; Cyphellophoraceae
Exons: 2
Coding region: 1-1890 (629 amino acids)
Biological process (GO): proteolysis
Cellular component (GO): fungal-type vacuole
Molecular function (GO): serine-type carboxypeptidase activity
Source: RefSeq, a predicted model, not a curated record